Auxenochlorella protothecoides is the source of this 2916-nucleotide messenger RNA. Its product is annotated as Protein arginine N-methyltransferase 7. The transcript is spliced from 13 exons. Gene Ontology annotation, biological process: peptidyl-arginine methylation. Lineage: Eukaryota; Viridiplantae; Chlorophyta; Trebouxiophyceae; Chlorellales; Chlorellaceae. The coding region runs from base 1 to 2916 and encodes 971 amino acids. The record is from RefSeq and is a predicted model, not a curated record. Gene Ontology annotation, molecular function: protein-arginine omega-N monomethyltransferase activity; protein binding.
AUGUCGACAUCUGAUCAUGGCACGGCAGUGGACCGGACCGUCUGCGAUCCUGGCAGCCGGGCCAAGAUCGAGGACUACUACGGCGUGCGACUGAAAGACACAGACCCCCGGGCCCUGGCCUUCGUAGUGGCUCAGAGCAAGUCGGCCGGGAACGAGGCCUUCCGCACCCACCGGUACAAGGAGGCGAUCAGGCUGUACAGCCAGGCCAUUGCCGGCGACGAGUCGGAUGCCGCCCUGUACAGCAACAGGUCUGCCGCCUUCCUGGCAGAGGGUCUCAACGAUCAGGCGCUGUGGGACGCAGAGAAGUGCAUCGCCCUGUCCCCUUCAUGGCCAAAGGCACACUAUCGGCGCGCCUGCGCCGCCAUGUCCCUCUGCCAGUGGCAGGGCGCGCGGCAAGCCCUGGUCAAGGGCCUGGAGCUUGCUCCUGGGGAUGCUGCCAUGGUCGCGAGGCUGGCGGAGGUCGACUGGGUGCUGACGCAGAGGGGCGCCGCGCGGCGAGCGCAGGCUGCCGUCGAACGUCGCGGUGUGGUGAGCCGGCUGCGAGAGCUGCGGUGCCAGGCCGCCAGGCAGGCGGCCCUCCGCCAGUUCAAGCAGAGCAUGACCGGGCCUCGCUGGGACCUGGAAGACCUCGACUGGCGGCCCACGUUCCUGCCGAGCAUGAAGACCCGGCCCCGGCCCCGCGCUCCCUCCUCCCCCCACUCCACCCUCCUGCGCUCCUACCUGUCCAGCCUCGCUGACCUGGCGGGACCCAAGGCCGCGCUCACGACGCUGGCAGACUCCCGGCGCUGGGCGCAGUACGAGGCGGCGCUGUGCACGCUGGGCGCGGCGGCAUGCCACGUGCUCGUCCUCGAGUCGGGGGGCGGGGUGCUGGGUCCGCUGGCGGCGCGCGCGGCGCCGCAGGCGAGCAUCACCUCCGUCCAGCGCGGGCGCAUGCUGUACCGCAUGGCCAAGCAGGUGGCGCACAGCAACCCUGGAACCAGAAGCGAGGGCCUCACCCUGGCGGACUGUGUGCAGGCCAGGCUGGCGGUGGCCGGGGAGGAGGGCCCGGCGCCGGAGGGUGGCGUGCAGGUGGAAAGCAGGGCGGACGUGCUCGUCACCGAUCUGAUGGACCAUGGGGUGCUGGGACUCGGCUUGCUACCGGCCAUAGACGAUGCGGCGCGGCGUCUGCUGACCCCCAAUGCCGUGGUCAUGCCAUCCAGUCUUCAGCUGGUAGAGGUCAGCCCCUCGCAAGCCAGCGGCUUCGACCUGUCACCCCUGGACUCGUACCGAUGGUGGCCCGGGCCCGAAGCCGUCCAGCUGGAUUCCCUGCCCCACCGCCAGCUCAGCGCGCCGUUCCUGGUGGACACCCUGGACCUGCAGGCUCGGGCGCGUGCCGCCGCGGCUGCGCACCGCUGUCCGCCGCAGCCACCUGCUGCCAACAGGUCCGCCGCCUGGGAACUGGACGUCGAGCUCAGCGUCCCGACCACCGGUGAUGGAAGGCUGACAGCGGUGGCCUUUUGGUGGGACGCGGAGCUGGCCCCGGCUGCCGGCCCCGGCCUCGCCCCCACGCGGCUGACCAACCGGGCGCCCGACGGCGGCCCGGUCACGACCUGUGCCGUGGCGCUGCAGCACCUCGAUGGCGUGGCCGUGAAGGGCGGGGGCGCGCUGUCGCUGCGCGUGCGCCGAGACGUGGGGCAGGUCUUCUUCUCCACCUCCCCACCGCAGUGCAGGGCGCGGCACGCCCUGGUGCCGCGCUGGCACUUUGACAUGGUGCGGGACGAGGCGCGCAAUGUGGCCUACGACGGCGCCAUAAGCCGGGCCGUGGCGCGGCUGAAAUCUCGGAGGCCGGGCGGGGUGCAUGUCCUGGACAUGGGCGCCGGCACGGGCCUCCUCUCCAUGAUGGCGGUCAGGGCGGGCGCGGCGUCGGUGGUGGGCGCCGAGAUCAACCGACACAUGUGCGAUGUGGCGGAGGAGUGCCUGGCGAGCAACGGGUGCCUGGGACGAGUGACGAUGUUGGACCGCGACGUGCGCCGCAUGGCCGCCGAGCCGGGGCCGGACUGCGCGCCCGCCGACCUGGAAAGGCGCGUGGACCUCCUCAUCUACGAGGUCUUUGAUUCGGGGCUGAUCGGGGAGGGGGUGCUGCACAUCCUGGCGGCAGCCAGGGAGAAGCUGGCCGCCCCCGGCGCCCUCCUCGUCCCCGCGUCGGCCCGGGUGUUCGCGCAGCCCAUCCAGAUGCGACUGGAAAGCGCGGCGGGCUUUGACGUCAGCCAGGCAAACCGCUGGCGCUGGCGGCCAGACUACGAGGGCGUCGAUUUGGAGGAGUGCCGGAACGACUGGGUGGCACUGGCGGACCCCGUCGAGGUGUUUGCCUUUGACUUCUCGGCCAGCCUGGAGAAUAUGCGGCCGGCCUCAGCCCCUCACGAGCUCCUGUUCACAGAGGCCGGCGUCGUCAACGCUGUGGCCACUUGGUUCGAGCUGGAGCUGGACGAGGAGUGCACACUUUCCACCAGCCCCCACCGCUCCGGCAAGGGCCCAACCUGGCAGCAGGCAGUGCAGUGGGUGCGGGAGGAGCGGGUGGCCCCGGGCCAGACGCGGGUGCUGAUCGCCUCACACGACACCUAUUCCAUCAGCUACGCUCUGGAGGAAGGCGCAGCGCCCGGCCCCGACCACGCCGGCGGCGUGCACUUUGCAGAGCUGUCGGACGGGGCUGGGGAGCUCGAGGAUCGGGCGACGGGCGUGCCCCUCGUGGACCCUGUCUGGAAGGAGGCGUUCGAUUCGCUGCAGCCCCUGAACUCCCAGAUCGUGCGGGCAUGCGUCCAGGACCCCCUGGAGUACAGAGCCAUUGCGCUGGAGGCCGUGGCCUUUGCCUCCCGGCCCCACGACUACGACCUGGACGCCAGCCAGGCCACCGACUUUUGCGUCAAGAUGAUGGGCUGA